Molecule: messenger RNA, 774 nt
Organism: Pestalotiopsis fici W106-1
Lineage: Eukaryota; Fungi; Ascomycota; Sordariomycetes; Amphisphaeriales; Sporocadaceae
Exons: 2
Coding region: 1-774 (257 amino acids)
Source: RefSeq, a predicted model, not a curated record
AUGGCAUCUGACAAGAAAAUCGUACUUAUUACCGGCGCUAAUGGUGGCAUCGGUCUGGAAACCGUGGUUCAUCUUGCUCAGAGCUCAACCGAGUAUCAUAUCCUGCUGGCCUCUCGCUCAGUAGAGAAUGGCCAAAAGGCCUUGCAGCAGAUCAAGUCCACCCAUGGCGACUCCCUCAAAAGCUCCGUGUCAGUUUUGCAGCUUGACGUGACGAGCCGCGAGUCUGUACUAGCCGCCAAAGAUGAGAUUGAGAGCACAUAUGGCAAACUCGACGUACUGGUCAACAAUGCGGGCAUUCUCCUCAUCAAGCCCAUGGACAUACUCGAGAAGCUCCGCACGACUUUUGAGACCAACGUCUUUGGCCCAUGGUUUCUGACCGAGACGCUGGAACCCUUGCUCAAGAAGUCGGCGGCGCCCUUGAUCAUCAAUGUCUCCUCAGACCAAGGGUCCAUCACCCGCAAGCUGGAUCCGAGCAACCCCGGCGCCAAGACGCCCGGAGAGCCCUACCGGGCCAGCAAGUCGGCCUUCAACAUGAUGUCGGCGUGUCAGCGCUACUCGUACAAGGAGUGGGGGUGCAGGGUGUGCGCUUUCAAUCCUGGCUUCUGCGUCACUAACCUCACCGGCGAGGAGACGCGGCAGUUUCGCAUCGACCAUGGUGCCAGGCCUGCAAGCGAUCCGGCCAAGGCGAUGGUAAUUGUUAUUGAAGGCAAGCGUGAUAAGGAUUUCGAGGAGAAUGGAAUGUUUGACCUGGAUGGAGGAUUUCUGCCGUGGUAA